AUGUCUGGGAAUCCUGCCUCUUCCUCAGAACAGAACAACAAUAGCUAUGAAACCAAAGCAAGUCUCCGAAUGUCAGAGAAGAAAUGUUCAUGGGCAUCUUACAUGACAAACUCUCCAACCCUCAUCGUUAUGAUUGGCUUACCAGCCCGUGGCAAAACCUACGUGUCCAAGAAGCUUACACGCUACCUCAACUGGAUUGGCGUGCCCACCAAAGUGUUUAAUCUUGGGGUGUAUCGGCGGCAAGCAGUCAAGUCCUAUAAGUCCUAUGACUUCUUCAGGCAUGACAACGAGGAGGCCAUGAAGAUUCGCAAACAGUGUGCCCUGGUGGCGCUGGAAGACGUGAAGGCGUAUCUCACGGAGGAGAGCGGGCAGAUUGCAGUGUUUGAUGCCACCAAUACCACUCGGGAGAGGAGGGACUUGAUUUUGAACUUUGCCGAGGAGAAUUCCUUCAAGGUGUUCUUUGUGGAGUCCGUCUGCGAUGAUCCUGACGUCAUUGCUGCCAACAUCCUGGAGGUGAAGGUGUCGAGUCCUGACUACCCUGAAAGGAACAGGGAGAAUGUGAUGGAUGACUUCCUGAAGAGGAUUGAGUGCUACAAAGUCACCUAUCAGCCCCUCGACCCAGACAGCCAUGACAAGGAUCUUUCUUUCAUCAAGGUGAUAAAUGUGGGCCAGCGAUUUCUUGUGAACAAAGUCCAGGACUACAUCCAGAGCAAGAUCGUCUACUACCUCAUGAAUAUCCACGUCCACCCUCGCACCAUCUACCUCUGCCGGCACGGCGAGAGCGAGUUCAACCUUGUGGGGAAGAUUGGGGGCGACUCAGGCCUCUCGGCGCGAGGGAAACAGUUUGCCCAGGCUCUAAGGAAGUUCCUGGAGGAACAGGAGAUAGCAGACCUCAAAGUGUGGACAAGCCAGUUGAAGAGGACAAUCCAGACCGCUGAAUCUCUGGGGGUGACCUACGAGCAGUGGAAGAUUCUGAACGAGAUUGAUGCUGGCGUGUGCGAGGAGAUGACUUACGCAGAGAUUCAGGAGCAGUACCCGGACGAGUUUGCGCUUCGAGAUGAAGAGAAAUAUCUAUACCGAUAUCCUGGAGGGGAGUCGUACCAGGACCUGGUGCAGCGGUUGGAGCCAGUCAUCAUGGAGCUGGAGCGCCAGGGCAAUGUCCUCGUCAUCUCCCACCAGGCUGUCAUGCGCUGCCUUCUGGCCUACUUCUUGGACAAGGGCGCAGAUGAGCUGCCGUACCUGAGGUGUCCUCUGCACACCAUCUUCAGACUUACUCCCGUGGCCUACGGGUGCAAAGUGGAAACAAUUAAACUCAAUGUGGAGGCUGUGAACACUCACCGUGACAAGCCAACUAACAACUUUCCCAAGAGCCAAACCCCUGUAAGGAUGAGAAGGAACAGCUUUACGCCUCUGUCCAGUUCGAAUACAAUCAGGCGUCCAAGAAAUUACAGUGUUGGGAGCCGGCCCCUCCAGCCCCUCAGCCCGCUCCGUGCCCUGGACACGCAAGAAGGGGCCGACCAGCCGAAGACCCAAGCAGAGACCUCGCGGGCCGCGCACAGGCUCCCAUCUCCGGCGCCCCCUGCGACGCCCUCCUGA
Rangifer tarandus platyrhynchus (Svalbard reindeer) is the source of this 1596-nucleotide messenger RNA. The record is from the annotation of a GenBank genome assembly. NCBI's taxonomy places the organism in Eukaryota, Metazoa, Chordata, Mammalia, Artiodactyla, Cervidae.